AUGUCUAGUAAACCACAUUCACAGAAUCAACAAGCUAAAAGUAACCGCCAAUUGAAAUGUUCGAGAUGUACUCAAAGUUUUUCUCAUCAAAAAGCUUAUUAUGAACAUCUACGCAGUCAUACCAUAGUUCGAAAGACAAGUGUAGAGAAUCCAACGCAAAAUGAGACUGCUCGAUAUAUUGCAGAACGCCGAAAGAAUUAUCCAACAGCAGACAACAUUACGAAAAAAUUGAAAUCUGAUGAAGAACGACAAGAACGUGGUGAUGUAUUAGAAACUCGUCAAUUUGGACGAAUCAAAGAACAUAAAACAAAUAAAAGCAACGAAAUUGAAUCAGCACUGCCUAUCAUGACAAAAACAGUAACUAAUAAUAAAAAUACCGGAGCAACAUUAUUGGAACGACUUUUAGCAACUGAUAUUCGUCGUGAACGUAAUAUGGUACUACAAUCGAUUCGUCAUAUUAUUAAUAAUAAUUUCUAUGGCCUAGAUGAAAAUUGA
This is a messenger RNA of Rotaria socialis, 495 nucleotides long. Lineage: Eukaryota; Metazoa; Rotifera; Eurotatoria; Philodinida; Philodinidae. The record is from the annotation of a GenBank genome assembly.